This is a messenger RNA of Acanthopagrus latus (yellowfin seabream), 2761 nucleotides long. Its product is annotated as meiotic recombination protein REC8 homolog. Gene Ontology annotation, cellular component: cohesin complex; synaptonemal complex. The record is from RefSeq and is a predicted model, not a curated record. Gene Ontology annotation, molecular function: chromatin binding; protein binding. Gene Ontology annotation, biological process: replication-born double-strand break repair via sister chromatid exchange; synaptonemal complex assembly; mitotic sister chromatid cohesion. The transcript has 17 exons. Lineage: Eukaryota; Metazoa; Chordata; Actinopteri; Spariformes; Sparidae. Bases 174 to 2012 code for a protein of 612 amino acids.
AACAACGAGCACUGCUGCUCUCAGACUGACCAAUCAGCGGGCCUCAAACAGAAGAAAGCGGGCCGACACUGAUUGAUCUCCUGGUGCAGAAGCUCCGUCCUGAUGCAGACUGAUAACCUUCAUCACUCAGACCUCACCAACCAUCUUAGUGAUUAUCGGAAAGAAUUGCCGCCAUGUUUUAUUACCCGACAGUUUUAAAGCGUCAUACAGGAUGUUUCUCUACAAUCUGGCUUGUUGCUACGAAAGGCAUCAGAGUUUCGCGCCGGGAUUUCCUAAAAGUCAACGUCAAGAGCACCUGCGAUGACAUCAUGGACUACGUGCUGGAGCAGGUCCCGCCGCCUCGGCCCGGUCUGCCACGACCUCGCUUCUCCCUCUACCUCUCCUCCCAGCUCCAGUAUGGUGUCAUCGUCGUCUACCACCGACAGUGUGCCAUUCUCCUGGAGGAGCUUCAGUCCGUUGUGGGCCAGCUGCUGAAACAGAGGACGUCACAGAAAAUUGAUCUCGAUGACCAAAGCAGGCAAUCUCUGGAGAACCCUGAUGCCCUGUCUUUCAUGGAGGAGACAGAAGGAGCUCCAGACCCUUUAUUUGGGGUGAUGUACAUGAAGGAUGCUAUGCCCAGUCCAACUAAACUGAUAGAGAUGACUCGAGACUAUUUGAGAGAGGCUUCUCCUGAACAUCCCGAACUGACCAGUCCAGCUGCUCCUGAUGCUGCUGCUCCGCUAGAAAGUGGCAUCACGGCGUCUCCGGACACCAUCACUCUGAGAGAGACGGAGCCUGUCACUCUCCCUGUUGCCGAGUUUGAGGGUGUGGAGCUCAUCGAUCAGCAUCCAGAGACCAUUGACUUUCUCUUGGCCCAAACUGAUGGAUUUACAGAAGGGGAUCUGGAGGUACCGAGGGAAGGCGUGACACAUGGAGAGGAAGAGAUGGAGAUGGAAAGGGGCGAAGGAGAGGCAGAGUUGGUUAAAGACGCGACCAAAGAGCUCACAGGAUCCACUAUUGAAUUACAGCCCACAACUCUCCCCAGUGAAGACGCCAUGUUGCUACCGGAGGAGGAGCCAGGCUCGUCAGAGGUGAAGCCUGGAACCCCAGCAGACCAGCUGACCCCCGUUUCUGUGCCUGUCCUCCCUUCCCCGCCAUCUGCAUCAAAGGAAGGCCAAAGACCGGGUCUGGAGUCAGAGGAUGCUCCUCCUGCUGAGGUGGAGACCAGGAGGAGGAGAAGGAGGAGGCAGUUGAUCUUCUUCGACCCGGUGACGCAGCUCCCCGAGGAGACGCUGCGGGAGCAGAUCGACAACCCUCAGGUUGAAACCGGACGUCUGCUCCUCGCGCCGCCUUCCUCUCACAGGACGCGACCUGCUGCUGAGCUCCUCGACAACCCCUGCACCUUCUUGCCUGGAGAGGUGCUGUCUUUAUGGAGACGGGCUGCGACCGUGACGCCUCUGUCAGGCUCGGACCUGCAGGUCGGGGAGCGAGGGGCCGAGUCCACUGACUCUGAGAAGGAGAGAGAGAUGGUCGAGGCAGCUGAAGCAGCCGAGGCGGCCGAGAGAGAGACGGAGAGACUUGAGUUCAGCUCCAAGGAGGUCCCCAGAGAUGUGGCAGAAUCUGAGAUGAUGAUGGAGUUUUCAGGUCACGGUUCUCUGCCACUGGAGGGCUCCGAUCAAAGGGAGGCGUCUCGAGAGAUCUCCCCCAUGUUCACACCCGAGACAGAAAGAUCUCCUGUCUCCAGGUCUGUUUCUACACUGCAGGACAUCCCAGAGGUGCUGGAGGAGUUGCUGGAAGCGCCUGCAGCAGAGUCUCCUAGGCUGCUGCAGGAGUUGGCCGGACGUGAACAGACACCUGUGCUUUUUCAGUCUCUCCUGCCGCCAGAGGUCGACCGCAGAACUGUCAGCAACAUUUUUCAGAGGCUCCUGGAGAAUCUAUCGGCCAGAAAGUUAGACGCGGAGCAGGACGAGCCAUACGGCGACAUAUUGAUUUUACCUGGGCACGACUACGAGGAGGGGCAGCCGACAUCGUAACGCGUCCACGGUCACUCAGGUCCUCACGAGCCUCCGAAACAAACAUCAUUGUUCAGCCUGAUAGUAGUUUGUCUGUUUCCGACGUUGCCUGUGUUCACUUAAAACAUUAUAUAACAAAAAGUUUUAGAAGUCUGGGGGCUGCAACGAUCACUUUCAUGGUCGAUUAAUCCGUCGACUGAUUUCUCAAUUACAUGAUUAGUUGGUUGGUUUAGAAAGUGACAGAAAGUGGUUUAAAUUGAUGAUCAGUGUUUCCCAGAUGUUGUUUAAUGUCUUCAUAUCAGGGAAUAUUCACAUUUAAGAAGCUCAAAGAGAUUUUAGACGUUUAUUUUGUUUAAAAAAAAAAAAAUACUCAAACCAAUUAAUUGUUUAUCAAAAUAGUCUGCGAUUAAUGUAAUAGUUGGCAGCUAAUCGAUUAAUUGUUGCAGCUCUGUAGAAAUCAGAUGUUUUGUCACUGACUAGAUAGUGGUUUGUUUGUUACUGGUUUGUCUUGUUGACCUGUUUGAGUUCAUUUAUUAUUAUUUACCUGUUUUAUGUAAUGAAAUGUCUGGUUUUACAUAAUUGUUCCCUUUUGCUACAGGUUUUAUUAACUAAAUGAGAUUUACGAUGAACAUUUUAACUGUUUUUAUAGUUUUAAUAUUUUUAUAAAGACGUUUCCUUGUGUUCCUUUGCACUGAAAUGAACGACAAAACGUGCUCCCCCCUCUGUUCAAGUCACGUCUCUGUGACCUACAAAAUAAAAGCUUGAUCGGA